AUGGCCAUGCAGUUGGCCCAGCAGGUGCCAUUUGUUUGGGCAUCACAGUUUCCACAAGCUUCAAAAGCAAUGCAGGAGCGUAACACUGCCAAAAGAGCACACAGCCCAGGCUUGGAAGGGAAUAGUGAUCAGAACCUGAAUCAGAGAGAGGUUGGAGAUUUAUGUAAGAUCACACAGCUGGUGGUGCUGGAAGUAAACAGCGAAUUUAUCGUUGAGGUGAAAGAAUUAGACAUUGAAAAUGGCACUACAAAAUGGCAGACGGUCAGAAGACAAAAGCGGGAGUGGAUCAAGUUUGCGGCUGCCUGUCGAGAAGGAGAGGACAACUCCAAGAGGAAUCCGAUUGCCAGAAUUCGAUCAGACUGUGAAGCGAACCAAAAGAUUACAUACCGCAUCUCUGGGGUAGGAAUUGAUCGACCACCUUACGGAGUGUUCACCAUUAAUCCGCGGACUGGGGAAAUUAACAUCACGUCGGUGGUGGACAGAGAGAUAACUCCACUUUUUUUGAUCUAUUGCCGGGCUCUGAAUUCACGGGGUGAAGAUUUAGAAAGACCUCUUGAGCUUAGGGUCAAGGUUAUGGACAUAAAUGAUAACCCUCCAGUUUUUACACAGAAUGUGUACACAGCCAGCAUUGAAGAAAACAGUGACGCAAACACACUGGUUGUAAAGUUAAGUGCCACAGAUGCAGAUGAAGACAAUCAUCUGAAUUCUAAAAUAGCCUAUAAGAUCAUCUCUCAGGAGCCAGCAGGUGCACCAAUGUUCAUCCUGAACAGGUACACUGGAGAAGUCUGCACGAUGUCCAGUUUCCUUGACAGAGAGCAACACAGUAUGUAUAACCUCCUCGUGAGGGGCUCAGAUCGAGACGGAGCGGCAGAUGGACUGUCUUCUGAGUGCGACUGUAGAAUCAAGGUUUUAGAUGUCAACGAUAAUUUCCCCACCUUGGAGAAAACUUCUUAUUCAGCAAGUAUUGAAGAGAACUGUCUAAAUUCAGAACUGAUACGAUUACAAGCAAUUGAUCUCGAUGAAGAAGGCACCGAUAAUUGGUUGGCAAAAUUUUUAAUUCUCUCCGGAAAUGAUGGGAAUUGGUUUGAUAUUCAAACAGACCCACAAACCAAUGAGGGCAUUUUGAAAGUUGUCAAGAUGCUGGAUUACGAACAAACGCCUAAUAUUCAUCUUGGUAUUGGAGUGAAAAACCAAGCUGAGUUUCACCACUCAGUUGCCUCUCGAUUCCAAAUGCACUCAACGCCUGUAAGAAUUCAGGUUGUUAAUGUGAGAGAAGGACCCACAUUUCAUCCAAAUUCUAGGACCUUCAGUAUACGAGAAGGAAUAAGAGGGAAUUCCUUAUUGAAUUAUGUGCUUGGCACCUAUACGGCUACAGAUUUGGACACAGGAAACCCUGCCACAAAUGUCAGGUAUAUCAUAGGACAUGAUGCAGGCAGCUGGUUAAAAGUAGAUUCAAGGACUGGUGAGAUACAAUUUUCUAGGGAAUUUGAUAAGAAGUCAAAAUAUAUUACCAAUGGGAUAUACACAGCAGAAAUCCUCGCUAUAGACGAUGGCUCUAGGAGAACGGCCACAGGAACCAUAUGUAUCGAAGUUCCUGAUGUCACUGAUUACUGUCCAGUUGUUUUAGCUGAAAGUCAUUACAUAUGUAUUGCCUCUCCAUCAACACUUAUCUCUGCAAGAGACGUUGGUGAUCAUUCUUAUGGGUCUCCCUAUACCUUCUGUGUUGUUGAUCAGCCACCGGGGACCGCUGACAUGUGGGAUAUGGAACCAGUAAAUGGUACCUCUGCAAUCUUGACGGCUGUGCAGCCUUUAGACCAGAUUGUUUACCAAAUCCCAAUCAUUGUGAAGGACAGCUAUCACCGGACGUGUGAAUUGCCACAGAUCGUAGCGUUAGAGGCCUGUGACUGCGACAACAACCACAUGUGCUUGUAUCCUAGCACAACAGGCGUCGACGUGGGGGACGGGAGCUCAGCUACCAGUGACAUAGAUGGCACUAUCACUGAUGAACAGGCUGGGGGUUCAAAUGUUGGUCUCGGACCGACAGGGAUGGGCAUGAUCGCUAUGGGACUCCUACUACUACUUUUGUCUCCACUCUUGCUGCUCAUGUGUUGCUGCUGCAAACGAAGACAGCCCGAAGGCCUGGGGACGAGGUUUGCUCCUGUGCCAGAAGGGGGGGAAGGAGUGAUGCAGUCUUGGAGGAUAGAGGGGGCCCAUCCAGAGGACAGGGAUGUGUCAAAUAUAUGCGUACCCAUGACAGCCUCUAAUACCCAGGAUCGUAUAGAUUCUUCCGAAAUCUACACUAACACCUACGCGGGCGGAGGAACGGUGGAAGGGGGUGUGUCCGGAGUGGAACUCAACACGGGACUGGGGACCGCCGCUGGCCUGGCCGCGGGAGAAGCAGCAGGAGCUCGACGGAGGAGAAGUUCCACGAUAGGAACCCAGUGGGAAUACGCAGAUGCGGGGCUGAACAUGGCUUUCUUGGACAGCUAUUUCUCUGAGAAAGCAUAUGCUUAUGCAGAUGAAGACGAAGGUCGACCAGCAAACGACUGCUUGCUCAUUUAUGACCAUGAGGGAGUAGGGUCUCCCGUUGGCUCCAUUGGUUGCUGCAGUUGGAUUGUGGAUGAUUUAGAUGAAAGCUGCAUGGAAACUCUAGAUCCAAAAUUCAGGACUCUGGCUGAAAUCUGCUUAGACACAGAAAUUGAGCCAUUUCCUUCACAACAGGCCUGUAUACCUAUCAGUACUGACCUCCCUCUGCUGGGGCCCAAUUAUUUUGUUAAUGACUCUUCAGGAAUGACUCUCUCAGAGGCUGAAUUCCAGGCAGAAAUGGCAAUACCUGAACCCAUGAUCCAUGGGGAUAUUGUAGUGACCGAGACUUACACAACGGCUGACCAAUGCAUGCAACCCACCACAAUUGUUUUCGAUCCUCAACUCCCACCCAAUGUCGUAGUGACCGAAACAGUAAUGGCACCUGUCUAUGACGUUCAAGGGAAUAUCUGUGUACCUGCGGAGUUAGCCAACACACACAAUGUAAUCUAUACUGAGAGAGUGCUGUCUAGUCCUGGUAUGCCUGACAUGAGCAGUGGUAGCAUGACUGAUGGAUGUAUGGGACCUGUAAUGAGUGGUGGUAUUUUGGUGGCACCCGAAAUUCAAGUGACACAAAUGAUGAGUCCCAACAUUCACAUAAGCCAAACCACUGGUUCCACAUCCCCAAUGACAUCUCGACACAGAGUACGGUAUAGUAACAUACAUUACUCCCAACAGUAAGUGCUUUGGGC
Mustela erminea (ermine) is the source of this 3275-nucleotide messenger RNA. It is a transcript of the gene DSG4, whose product is annotated as desmoglein 4. Gene Ontology annotation, cellular component: plasma membrane; desmosome. The transcript has 17 exons. Bases 1 to 3264 code for a protein of 1087 amino acids. Lineage: Eukaryota; Metazoa; Chordata; Mammalia; Carnivora; Mustelidae. The record is from RefSeq and is a predicted model, not a curated record. Gene Ontology annotation, biological process: homophilic cell-cell adhesion. Gene Ontology annotation, molecular function: calcium ion binding.